CAAUUAUACAGCUCUAGAGAAUCAAGAAAAUUAUUAUACCCAUUAAGAUGAAACCGUACCUACGUCCAAUAUUCCUAUUAUUCCUUAUCCUUCUCCACCAAUCCAUUUCGGCGAGUGCUUCAAAUAGUAGGUUUAUAGAAUUCUUUUCAAAAUUAAAGAAUUCUUUUAAUCCUAAGUCUGAAGAACUCAAAUCAAAAGAUAUAAAGAAGCUCCCGAGCGUCGAAUAUUUGAAGAAGAUACAUGAGGGAGUUAAGGACUUAUCUCAAGAUUUAUUUAUCCCGAAAAUCCCGUUUCUCAACCCGAAAAACCCGAAACUCCCAAGAAUCCCGCUAUUUAAAUCUCCCCCACCGCCAAUGUACCGUUUACAACUAAAGUCCGAUCCCCCACCGCCAGACUACCGUGUACAACUAAAGUCCGAUCCCCCAGCGCCAAAUGCACCACCGAAGCAAAUCAAUAUUAAGGGCCUGUCCGUCGUCAAAGAUUACUUAUCUGACUACGGCUACAUUGAAUCCUCUGGGCCAUUUACCGAUUCUUUCGACCAGGAAAUAAUAUCAGCCAUUAAGACCUACCAGAAUUUUUCCAAUCUUCAAGUUACCGGCGGCCUGAACAAACAGCUUAUUCAGCAAAUGUUGUCCAUACGAUGCGGUGUCCCCGACGUUAACUUCGACUACAACUUCACCGACGACAACAUUUCCUAUCCCAAAGCCGGACACCGCUGGUUCCCAAACAGAAACCUCACAUACGGUUUUCUUCCCGAAAACCAAAUCCCAGACAACAUGACUAAGGUGUUCAGAGAUUCCUUUGCGAGGUGGGCCCAAGCCUCGGGGACUUUGAGUCUCACGGAGACAACCUACGACAACGCCGACAUCCAGGUAGGGUUCUACAACUUCACUAACUCGAGGAUUGAAGUGUAUGGUGGCAGCCUUAUAUUUUUGCAACCGGAUUCUAGUAAGAAAGGGGUGGUACUUCUGAACGGUAACAUGGGCUGGUUACUUCCAAGUGAAAACGCCACACUGUCUAAAGAUGAUGGAGUUUUGGACUUGGAGACUGCGGCGAUGCACCAGAUAGGGCAUCUACUUGGACUUGAUCACUCUCACAAAGAGGACUCUGUUAUGUAUCCUUACAUAUUGUCAUCACAGCAACGAAAGGUGCAGCUUUCCAAUUCUGACAAGGCCAACAUUCACCAUCAGUUUGGUAAGCAUGAUUAGGAUGUUCUCUGCUGCCAAACUCGCAUGACUCAGCAAGCCACGGUGGGGGUUUGGAUGUGCUUUUAGUUACCACUUUCUCUCUUGGAUUUGCUUACGUAUUGCUCCUUUUGUAUUAGUCGUUCCUGUCCCACCUUGCUUUUGGAAUUAUGAGCUUUUUAUAUUUCUGAUUGUUCAAUGUUUAUUGUAUGUGCUCCCCAACCUGUGGUGACUUUUCGGUUUAUUCUCACGUGGCUGUUUCUUAUAGGCCUUUCGACCUCCAAUAUUAAAUAAAAGAUCAUUUUGAGCUUUCUAAUUUUAA
Molecule: messenger RNA, 1506 nt
Organism: Glycine soja
Lineage: Eukaryota; Viridiplantae; Streptophyta; Magnoliopsida; Fabales; Fabaceae
Product: metalloendoproteinase 5-MMP-like
Exons: 1
Coding region: 48-1208 (386 amino acids)
Biological process (GO): proteolysis; extracellular matrix organization; collagen catabolic process
Cellular component (GO): extracellular matrix
Molecular function (GO): metalloendopeptidase activity; zinc ion binding
Source: RefSeq, a predicted model, not a curated record